This is a messenger RNA of Exophiala viscosa, 1522 nucleotides long. Its product is annotated as peanut-like protein 1. Lineage: Eukaryota; Fungi; Ascomycota; Eurotiomycetes; Chaetothyriales; Herpotrichiellaceae. Gene Ontology annotation, molecular function: molecular adaptor activity; GTPase activity; GTP binding. The transcript has 3 exons. The record is from RefSeq and is a predicted model, not a curated record. Gene Ontology annotation, biological process: cytoskeleton-dependent cytokinesis; intracellular protein localization. The coding region runs from base 160 to 1317 and encodes 385 amino acids. Gene Ontology annotation, cellular component: septin complex; cytosol; microtubule cytoskeleton.
CCAGGAACGACCCCUAAUUCCGACCACACUUGCCUGCGUCCUGACCUCUUGCUGCGGUGUCUUUCCAUCUUGCCAUUGACCAUUAUCUCUGCAUCUCACAUUCACACCGUCAAAUCAAUUAGAUCAUACUCAUCGCUCUCUUCUCUUUCUACAGUCAAUAUGGCGGGUCCCGUAGCAGAGUCUGCCUCACCGAUUGGUAUCGCGAACCUCCCCAACCAGCGACACAAGAUUGUCGCAAAGAGAGGCGCCGCCUUCACAAUCAUGGUGGCUGGCGAGUCUGGCCUGGGAAAGACUACGUUCAUCAACACGUUGUUCUCCACAACUAUCAAGAACUAUCAAGAUCACAAGCGACGACAUGCUAAACAGGUCGACAAGACCGUGGAGAUUGAGAUCACAAAGGCUGAGCUGGAAGAGAAGUUCUUCAAAGUUCGCCUGACCGUUAUCGACACACCUGGCUUCGGUGACUAUGUCAACAACCGCGACUCUUGGAUGCCCAUUAUCGAGUUCCUUGACGAUCAACAUGAGUCCUACAUGCUUCAAGAGCAACAACCCAAACGACAUGACAAGAUCGACCUCAGAGUUCAUGCUUGCCUCUACUUCAUUCGUCCUACAGGUCACACCCUGAAACCCUUAGACAUUGAAGUCAUGAAGAGACUUUCCUCACGUGUCAACCUUAUCCCAGUCAUUGCAAAGGCCGAUACCCUCUCUCCUGCCGAUCUUGCACGCUUCAAGCACCGCAUCCGAGCUGUCAUCGAAGCACAAGGCAUCAAGAUCUACCAACCACCGAUCGAAGACGACGAUGAGGCUGCGGUACAGCAUGCACGCGCUUUGAUGACUGCGAUGCCGUUCGCCGUCAUCGGUAGCGAGAAGGAUGUCAAGACUACUGAUGGCCGUAUUGUCAAAGGUCGACAGUAUGCUUGGGGUGUUGCAGAGGUGGAGAAUGAGGAACACUGCGAUUUCAAGAAGCUACGAUCCAUUCUCAUCCGAACUCAUAUGCUCGACCUCAUCCACACCACCGAGGAAAAUCACUACGAAGCCUACCGUGCCCAACAAAUGGAGACCAGAAAGUUCGGCGAAGCCAGACCAAGAAAAUUGGACAACCCCAAGUUUAAGGAAGAGGAAGAAGCGCUUCGAAAGAGGUUUACUGAACAGGUCAAGGUCGAAGAGCAGAGAUUCCGAGCUUGGGAGCAGAAGUUGAUCGCCGAGCGAGACCGUCUUAACAAGGAUUUGGAGUCGACUCACGCUGCCAUCAAGCAGUUGGAGCAGGAGCUUGAGCAGAUGCAAGGCAGUGCAGUCCGCAGCCACGGUCGGCGUUAAACCAGGUUGGUGGUAAUUGGCAGUCCAAAAGCGCAAGGAUUGAGCGAUAUUGUAUGGAUGGCGAUGAAGGACUCUGGUAGUCCUGGCUUUUCCUCAUUUGCUGCAGAAGAGAGAACUUUUCCGAUGGUGUACAGGGAGCGCAAAGCGAUUGAAGGUCCGUAUUGCUACGAGAUACCUCAUUAAUGUCAGAUGUCUUCAUUCAAGC